AUGCCAAAAAAAACUAGUCCACAAUCCCAAAGAAGAAACCGAUCAGCUUCUAUUCCCACAAAUUCCCUGGGCGCUUCCUCAUCACUGCUACAAAUAAGGAAAGGGUUACCAGGUCCAGUGGAGAAUUUCCUUCACAGAUCCCCUUCGCCUCUUCCAUACCUCCGAAGCAACGAUCAUCCUACCCUCAGAAUAACUGAUCAUAGAGAUAACAUCUUGACUUCUUGUAGCCAAAUCUCACCGGACACUUUGGGCCAGCGACCAGAAUUCGCUGCCAUGAAUGAACCACGCAGCCCUAAGUUGUGGCUUCAAAGUAAAACGUUCACUUCUAGUCAUGGGCGUUCUUAUUCUUUUCGAAACAUGCGGCGUCCAACACCCCAACAAUUGGCGGAGGAGGAGCAGUUCCGACCGCGAGGAGCUACCAUGCCCUCUGACAGCAUGAGCUAUCUCCGGGAGAAAAGGAGACAACGGUUACGAGAACGGAGUGCUAGUCCUAACUCAUCACCUCUGGAUCACACGGAGAGCGAAUACGAUACUUUCUACAGGAUCCGUAGCUUCAGUAUCACACCAAAGGGAGGGGUGAUCAACCGAGGUGACAGGGUCCGUCAGCGGUCCCGAAGUAGCAACAGUACGGCCUCGAGUUACACUUACCCAUCGUGUCCUUCCACCGCCACGUCAUGCUCCUCCGGACCAGGAACUCGAUGUACCCACCUCAAGGUUCUAAUGCUUGGAGCCACAGGAGUUGGAAAAAGAUCCAUUGUUUCACAGUUUAUGUCUUCAGAGUACAUGAACACCUACGAUACAUCUCAAAGUUAG
Limulus polyphemus (Atlantic horseshoe crab) is the source of this 813-nucleotide messenger RNA. RefSeq lists its product as uncharacterized. The transcript has a single exon. Gene Ontology annotation, molecular function: GTP binding; calcium channel regulator activity. The record is from RefSeq and is a predicted model, not a curated record. The coding region runs from base 1 to 813 and encodes 270 amino acids. Gene Ontology annotation, cellular component: plasma membrane. Lineage: Eukaryota; Metazoa; Arthropoda; Merostomata; Xiphosura; Limulidae.